GAUUACCCAAACUCCCUCACUUGAAUACUACCACUCUACUAGUCUGCUACUGCCUCACGGCCUCAAUUCCUCAAAUCAAUUCACUCAUCACUCAUCACUCAUCACUCAUCAGUAUCAUAGCAUCACUCAUCAUCAUCACCCUCGACACUGCCUCCCACUCCCACCGACUCGACACUCGACAGCCACCGGCCCAUCGCGACAGAUCUUCUCCCCUCUCCUCACAGGCGGCUGGAGUGGCGGAUUUGAGGUCAUUUAGAUAUGCAAAAUAAAAUGAAUAGAAAAUUUGGAGGUGGAAAAUUAGCAACUGGAACACCGUCGUUGGGAUGGUCUUGUGUGGUGGUUGUUUGUUCUCUUCUUGGUGGAGCUUCCAUUGUUCAUAACAUUUACAAACCUAACCUUACGUUACCGCCUCUGGAAGAAGUGAGCAAGGAUAAGCAAAAGGAAAAGCCAUGAUUUCAUCUUUGUUGCUGUCUAUCCUUAUGUAGUUUCUUUCUUUAACUCCAUAAAUGAAGAUCUCCGUUGUAACACGAAGUGGGAAAGAGCUCUUCAAAGGCGGAGUAGAGCUCAAUGAUUCGGCUACAGUUGCUGAUCUACAGGAGGCAAUUCAUAAGAAAAUCAAGAAAUUCUAUCCCUCCAGGCAACGACUAACUCUUCCUGUCGAUCCGGGAUCAAAAACAAGGCCCACUGUUCUCAACGGCAAGAGGAGUCUCAAAGAGUACACCAAUGGUAAUUCCAACAAGUUAACUGUAGUGUUUAAAGACUUAGGACCCCAAGUUUCCUACCGUACACUAUUCUUUUGGGAAUACCUAGGUCCUUUGAUCAUCUAUCCCAUUUUUCACUACUUCCCGGUUUAUCAGUACUUAGGCUACAAAGAGCAACGCGUCAUAUAUCCUGUUCAGACGUAUGCUUGUUAUUACUGGUGUUUUCACUAUUUCAAACGAAUCAUGGAAACAUUUUUUGUACAUCGCUUCAGCCAUGCAACGUCUCCCCUAUCGAAUGUGUUCCGCAACUGCUUGUAUUACUGGAGUUUUGGGGCUUUCAUUGCUUAUUAUGUGAAUCACCCACUCUACACCCCCGUUAGUGAACUUCAGUGGAAGAUUGGAUUUGGAUUCGGAUUGAUCUGCCAACUUUCGAACUUCUACUGCCAUAUCUUGCUAAAGAAUCUUCGAGACCCUAAUGGAAGCGGAGGUUACCAGAUACCUCGUGGGUUUUUGUUCAAUAUUGUGACCUGUGCGAACUACACCACGGAAAUAUAUCAGUGGAUCGGCUUCAACAUUGCAACCCAAACUGUAGCGGGCUAUGUCUUUGUUGUGGUCGCUGCCGGAAUUAUGACUAACUGGGCACUCGCAAAGCACCGACGUCUAAAAAAGUUAUUCGACGGUAAGGAUGGAAGACCCAAAUACCCACGCCGAUGGGUGAUAUUGCCUCCAUUCCUGUAAAGCACUCUUUCAACCAGAGCGAUAACUAAAGUUACCAGCUUCAUUAUCAAGUUUUCCGGGCUCUUUUCGGUCGCGACUUCCUCGUGACGAGGGUAUUGCUCCGCCAUAUUUUUCAUCCUUUCCAGCCUAACCUCUGGACAAGACUCUUUAGGAUGAUGAUGAGGUCUUUAGUGUAGUUAUCAAUCUUAAAUCAUUGAAGCAAAAUAUCAAGCUUUUAUUGCUUCCCAUCUUUUAGGAUGUAUUAGUUUUUUAAAUUAAAUCAAUUGGAUUGCAUAUUUAUUAAUCUUUUAACAAUUUUUAGUUGCUUUACUUUAUAUCAA
Messenger RNA from Amaranthus tricolor (Joseph's coat), 1759 nucleotides. RefSeq names its product very-long-chain enoyl-CoA reductase-like. The coding region runs from base 507 to 1439 and encodes 310 amino acids. The transcript is spliced from 7 exons. Gene Ontology annotation, biological process: very long-chain fatty acid biosynthetic process. Gene Ontology annotation, molecular function: oxidoreductase activity, acting on the CH-CH group of donors. The record is from RefSeq and is a predicted model, not a curated record. Lineage: Eukaryota; Viridiplantae; Streptophyta; Magnoliopsida; Caryophyllales; Amaranthaceae.